CCGGCCUACGAAGAUGGCCGGCGAACACUCCUAUCCUCUGCUCGUUGAGCUCGAAGAAACCAACAUUCCCAGAUUAAAAAUCAAGUUAGUGAAAUACUUUCAAAGUAAGAAAUCUAACGGUGGUGGCGAGUGUGAGGUGGAGUAUGAAAAUGGCAGCAGGACAGCGAUGGUGCGCUUCCGGAGAGAGGAGGAUCAGAGAAAUGUUCUGGCCAAAGAGUCGCAUCAGAUCAGUCUGGAAAAGGGCGUUUUGAAGCUGACGGUCCGCUUACCCACGGAAGAGAAAUCAUCACGGGAAACUCCGUCUGAUAAAGAUAAGAAGACAUCAGAUGUUGCUGCAGACAAACAACCUACUGCUGAUAAAAGCAACCCAACAGUCAAAGUUCAAACAGAAACAGAAAGUGGAGACGAUGAUACAGCAGAUGAAGAGCCAUGUUCCACCUCGGCCGUUUUAGGGAAUAUUCUUGAUAAUACCAACCAGGAGUUCUUGGAGAUGCUGGUGGAAAACAUCACAAAGUGUCAUGACUUCACUUUGGAAUUCUUUCCUGACAUCUUCUCUGCUGUGGUGACUUUCCAGAGUGGAAAAGAAAAUGCUAAUUUUGUGGCAAAAUGCCCCCAAAACAAAAUGUUCACCAAGAAGGGAUUUUCUAUUCAACCUCUCGAAGUCACAAAGCAAGUUCUAGUUGACGACAUUCUACACUUUAGUGAAGAAGUUCUUCAGCUUUAUUUUGAAAAUGAAGGUGGGGAUGUGGAAGAGGUUUUACUUAAUGAAGCGCACCAGUCUGCUGUCAUCACAUUUAAAGAUCAUCGAGCUGUUCAAAAAAUCUUCAAGAAGAAGCAUUCCAUAAAAAAGGAAGAAAUCAGAGUUUACCCUUUUUAUAAAUCUCUGGGCAUGGCCCUCUACGGCAAAGACAAACCUUCAAUAAAACUUCCCGCUGCCAUCUCAGAGCCCAUUGACAGUGCUGUCCUCAGAUACCUAGCUCAAAAUACAUCAGCAGCAGAGGCCAUUUGUAGUCAAAUGGACAAACACUUCUGCAUCGUGAACCUCGGCCAAACUACUGUGACUUUGAGUCCUGUGUCUUCUUUACUAAAGCAAAAGGAUGCCAAAGCCCUCAUCAAAGAAUGGACUGAUACUGUGAAGUCAGCAUUUGCACAAUCUGUGUCAAAGUUCAAAUCCUUGAAGUUCAAUCCAGAUUCAGAUGCAUGGAAAGAGUCUGAGAAAAAGAUCAGAGAGAUGUUACUGAAUGAAAAUGUGAUUUUAGUAUCUGAUAAAGACAGUGGUGCUUUAUCAGUGGCUGGUCCUGUUAGUGAUGUCAACAGACUGGAGAAAUCUCUUUCUGAAAUUAUUAACAAGAUUGCAAAAACGAUCCACAGGGAGAAAUCAAGUAAAACCGAAGAGAUCCAAGUGUCACCAUCAGUUUUUCAUCUCCUGUGUCAAGAUGGCCUUAUGGACAAACUUCUACUUGUGUAUCCAGAACUCAAAAUGUCAUCAGAGAGUCCUAAUCUGAAAAUAACUGGCUUAGGGGAAGAGAUUAAUGCAGCAAACAAAGUUAUAUUUGCUGCAGUACUUGCAUUAAAACGACAGAAUCUGGAAAUAGAUAAAAAUGUUCUUGAACUGUUGAAGGAUGAGCAACAAGAGGAGCUUACAGAUGCUCUCCUCACAUCUCAUCAAAUAAACGCAGCAUUUGAAAUCAGUGAAUACAGGGUGCAGCUCCUUGCUGUUUCUGACAGAGAUCUGUCUCAUGCUCAGGACCAUCUAGGACAGCUGUUAACAUCUCAGUACAUUAAUGUUGAAGACAGUAACGUCCUGAAGAAGCCAGAGUGGCAGCAGCUGGUCAGUCACUUAGAGCAGGCUAACAGUAAGCCAUGCAGAACUCGAAUCAACACAACUGCUCAACAAGUCGUGGUGUCAGGCUACAAGGAUAGUGUCAUAAAAGUUCAGCAUCAGCUUGGUGACUUCUUAACACAGAACGCUCACAUUGAAGAAACUGUUGUGGUCAAAGCUAAUGCUGUCGUUAAAUACUUAGAAGAUUUCAACACAUCUUGGAUGGAGAAAGUGAAAGACAUGGUGAGAGUGUCUUACAGAAAUGAGGCCAUCUGUCUGAGUGGAUCCAGAGUGAAUGUGACACAUUGCAAGACUGUGGUUGAAGGUGUCGUCUCUGCUGUAGUCUUUGACAGUGUGAAUGUCUACAAGUCUGGAGUGAAGAAGCUCUUCCAGGAAAAUGAAGCUGUGUAUUUUUCCGCAAUCAAAACUGAAACUGGUUGCCUGGUCCAACUGGUCGAUAAGCCAGGUGGUGGACAAGACAACGUUCAACAAGUACCAACACCUUUAUACCAACUUAAGACACCUGAAGGAGUAGAAAUCGCUGUUUCCAAGGCAGAUAUGUGCAGCUACCCAGUGCAGGCAGUUGUCAGUCCAUCUAAUCAAGACUUGAAACACAGAACUGGUCUUGCAGCAGCACUUUUGAAGGCUGCCGGCCCUCAGUUACAAGAUGAAUGUGACAAAGCAAUUAAAAACAAGGGUCAGCUCAAGCCAGGAGACUGUGUCAUAACAAAUGCAAGAGGAAAUCUUUGUUGCAAAAAAGUCAUCCAUGCUGUGGGACCCAAGUUUGAAAAAGAUAAACAUGAAAAAGCUUUGGCUCAGUUGAAAAAAGUUGUUAAAGGAAGCUUAGAACUCGCUGUGGCCCACGGAUGCGUCUCAGUAGCUCUUCCAUCUAUUGGCAGAGGAAUGCGCUGCUUUCCCCUCAAGCAGUGUGAACUCACCAUUGUUAAAGCAGUGAAGGAGUAUUGUGAUGAGAACUUUGAUGACAUCAUCUUGCAGAAAAUCCAUUUUGUGAACAAUGAUGACAUUGCUGUUCAGGAUAUGGUGGCUGCUGUCAGACAGGAGUUUGGAAACCUCAGUGUCACUCAUUCUCAUCAAACUCCUGAUCUCACUGCUCCCAUGCAAUCAGUAUCACAGCCUGCUGGAUCUGACCUGUACUUAAAUCAUGUGCAGACCAAAGAAGGCGUGGACAUUGUUCUUAAAAAGGGAGAAAUAGAGUUUGCCACGACAGAGGUGAUUGUGAACACUAUGUCUUCAGACCUUGACCUCAACAGAGGUGCAGUUUCACAAGCCAUCUUGCGUGCAGCUGGACCCAAACUUCAGCAGUUAGUAGAUGCACAGGGUGCUACUGGAAAUGUUGGUGAGAUCAUUGUUACUGAGGGCUGCCAACUAAAAAGCAAAAAAGUUUUUCACACAAUUGCACCUCACUGGGAUAAUGGACAAGGCACAUCUGAAAAGACUUUGAGGGGAAUCUUUAAGGACUGCUUGGACAUGGCAGAAAGUAAUAAUCUAACCUCCAUAUCCUUAUCAGCCAUUGGCACUGGAAAUAUGGGUUUUCCUAAAGAUCUCGUAGCCUCUUUGAUGUUGGAUAAUAUUUUAGAGUUUAGCAAAAAGAAACACCCCAAGCACCUGAAGAAGGUUGUGAUCGUACUUUACCCGAGUGAUACACAAACUAUCCAGGCUUUCAGUGAUGAAUUUCAGAAGAAGUUUCCCAGUGCUUCAAGUGGUUCAACAAGUUCUACACAAAGUAAAGGAGGCCCCUUCUCUAAAAUCACCUCGACCUCAGACAUGCACGAGACUAAAAUGGGCAAUGUGACUAUACAGGUAGUAACAGGAGACAUAACCAAGGAGACCACUGAUGUCAUUGUAAACUCCUCCAAUGACAACUUUACUCUUAAGACAGGAGUGUCUAAAGCUAUUCUAGAAGCAGCUGGUCCGGCUGUUGAAGUGGAAUGCCGCAACCGUGGUGCUGAACUCAACCAGGGCUUGAUAUUGACAAGCCCUGGUAACCUGAAGUGUAAAAAGAUCCUCCACUUGAUUGGACAGACAGACCCAGUAAAAAUCAACAAGACUGUGAAAGAUGCACUCCAGAUAUGUGUGAAAAGCUCUUUCGCCUCUGUAUCGUUUCCUGCCAUCGGCACAGGUCAAGGCAAUGUAAAAGCAAGACUAGUGGCCGAUGCCAUGUUGGAUGCAGUGACUGAUGUGUUGAGCCAAAACACUGCCAGCCCCCUGACUACAGUUCGCAUAGUUAUUUUCCAGAAACCUAUGCUUAAAGACUUCCACAGCAGUAUGCAACAGAGGGAAGCUGCUGAUCCCGAUUCUAAGGAUAAAGGAGGGUGGAGCUGGGGGGACAUUGGCUCCAAAAUCAAAGCACUCUUUACUGGUGGAAGUGCUGAUAAACCAAAGAAAGACAAAGAUUUUAUCAUUGAGAGUCUGAAAGUGGAGGCUACUUGCUUCCACAUUUGUGGUGACACACAAGCCAACGUUGACUCGGCUAAGAAAUGGAUAAAUGACAAGAUAUCCCAAGAACAUGUUAACAUGAAAAUUGCAGACAAUGCCAUCCUUUGUUUCUCUGAUGCAGAUCGACAGAAAAUUGUUGACAUGCAGAAGACCAUGGGCAUCAGCAUAAGGACUGUGAGCAAUAAGCCCAAAGCCACAAUCACUAUUGAAGGACUGAGCAAGGAUGUGCUCAAAGCUAACGCUGAAAUCAAUGAAAUGAUGAGCAGGGUGAGAGACGAGGAGGAAUUAAAGAGGAAAGUGGAGCUGGCGAGCACUGCAGCAGACUGGAAGUAUCAGCAGUCCGGGUUCCAAUUUCAGAGUUUUGAUGAAAUGACCAACUUCCACCUCGAGGAAGCACUGCAACAAAAUUUGCCAACUGUAAAAGUUACAGUCAAGGGUCAAGAUUACACUGUCACCAUGCCAAGAGGACCUGCCACUGACAGCCAGGGAAAUAUCCUGGAGAUAAAGAGAAUUGACAAGCUAAACGAUGAUCUUCCUGAGCACUGGGAUCUCAUGCAACCUAACGUCACCAGUCAGGCUUUCACACUACAAGCUGGGACACAGGAGUAUGAUGAAAUUCAGAAGCUGUUCAAGGCCUCGUGCAACAAAAACAUCAUCAAGAUCGAGAGGAUCCAGAACCCUGGAUUGUGGAACAGUCUACAGGUUAAGAAGCGUGACAUGGAAGUGAGAAAUGGUCACCAGAACAACGAGAGACGUCUUUUCCAUGGCACCUCCGAAGCCACUGUGCCAAAUAUUAAUGAUCGUGGUUUCAACAGGAGCUACGCUGGAUUGAAUGCUACAUACUACGGCAAUGGCACGUAUUUUGCUGUCAACGCUAGCUACUCUGCUCAAGACAUCUACUCCAAGCCAAGUCCAAAUGGGGAGAAGUUUAUGUACGUCUGCCGAGUUCUGACUGGUGACUUCACUCUUGGACAACAAGGCAUGAUUGUACCACCAGCGAAAGGCACCAUCUCCACUGACCUGUACGACAGUGUUGUGGACACAAACCCCAAUCCCACCAUAUUUGUUGUCUUCCAUGACACUCAGGCUUAUCCUGAGUAUUUGAUUACAUUUAAGUGAUGCAGCCAACGAGGAAGAUUAUAAAUCAUAACUUGAUAUUACCUAUUAUGCUCAUUUUUAGCUCCAUAUUUUUAUUCUUGGACUGUACUCAAGUGGCUUUGCAUGAUUCACAGUUCAAAAUAAUCCUUCUAUAGUGGGCUUAUUGCAGCCCUUCAGUUCACCCUCUUCCUGAAACACCCCUUUUCCCUCCCUUUUCCCUUGGCUUCUGUGCCAAAGUCAGAAAGAUGUGCAUUAGAUUAUUAUAUUAAGCAAACAGAUUGUCACUAACACAAUAAAGACUCAUACGUAGAGCAAACUGGAGGAAUCAGCCUUCACAGCAGUCUUUAGCCUGAAUUUUGGCUCAGGGAUUAUUUGUACACAUGGUGUCUAUUAAUAUACCCACCCAUGAUCAAUUAGCCUUUGGUAGGCCUACCAUGCGGCAAAGCAAAAGUCCUGACAGCACAGCCCCUGGGAGCACUGGGACACUCAAAACCCUACACCACAGUAACACUGUGAUUCAUAGAAUUUACUUUUUUCUUUUGUUCAGACAACUUCUAUUCAGUGUUUUAGUAAUUUUCUUUGAGCAAAUGCCUUUCAACUACAUUCAUGUUGCAAGAGAAAACCACAAAUAUUAUACAAUCAAACCAAUCACAGAUGUACUCGUUACACAUUCUAAGAUUUAUUCAAGCAUGGAUUGUGGGAGAACUAGAAGUUUUUGAAAAAAUACAAUUCCUUUUGGCAUUUCUUUUUUUUUACUUUUUAUUUUAUUUAUUUGAACAACUCUCCUGUCUAAUACACAUACAGUUUCUUCAGAAUAAUAGAAUACUAAGACAGUCACAAACUUAAGGAGAAAAAAAAAGGCAGAGGAAUUAGAAAGAAAAAGGAACAAACAAUAUAUAUAUUUAUUUAUAAAAAAAUAUAUAUACAUAUAUAAUAAUAAUAAUUAGAAAAAUAAGAUAAAGUAAAAGAAAAGAAAAGAAAGAAAAAGGAAACAUGCCUGUGGUGUCAAACACUUCAAUCAUUCAUUUCAAUUUCUUGUUUUUGUAUGCCCAUCUUCAUUCAGCUCUGUCUUUUUGUUGUUGUUGUUGUUGUACGUUUAUCCAUUUUCCCCAGUCCUUCAAAAAGCGUUCUUCCUUUAAUUUCAGUUUAUAUGUAAAGUUCUCCAUCUCCAUAAUGUCCUCCACAAUUGCUACCCACUGCUUCUUUCCUGGUGUUUCUGUCUUAAGCCAGUUUUUGGUGAUGGCCUUCUUUGCUGCCAAAAGGAGAAUCUUAGCCAGGUAACGAUCCUUUACAUCUACAGUACAUUCCAAGUAUCCUAGAUACAAAACAAGGCAGGUUCUGGGAAUUACAUGACCUAAUAUAUCACAGAGAGCUGAGUGAAUUUUGACCCAGAAAGUGUGAAUUUUUCUGCAUUUCCAGAAAAUGUGUGUAUGGUCUGGUUCAUCCCAUCCACACAGCCUCCAACAUUGUUGUUGUGUAUUGGUUUGUUUAUUUUUAAUCUUAGGUGUAAUAAAGUAGCGAAUUUGAUUUUUCCAGAUGAAUUCUCUCCACUUUAAUGACUAAGUUGUAUUCUUAUGUUCUUUCCAUGUUUCAUACCACACCUUCUCAGUGAUUUCUUCAUUCAGCUCUCUUUCUCAUUUUACUUUAACAUAUACAGUUGAUUCCUGUCUUGAUUCCAUCAAACACUUGUAUAGGGUAGACACUGUUCUUGGAAUAACACUUUAAUAUGCUAGCAUAAUUAUUUUUAUAAUAGGAUGGAUUUUGUCUUCCUUUAUUUUUAUGUUUUUAUUAAGGUAAUCUCUCACCUGUAAGUAUCUAAAAAAAAAUCCUUGUUUUUUAAGUUGUAUUCCCGUUUUAAUUCUUCAAAACUUUUAAUUUCUCCUUUUUUGAUUAAUAAACAAAUUGCUGUGAUUCCCUUUUCAUUCCAAUUUUUAAAACCAAGAUCCAAUUUUUCUGGUCUAAAUUCUUCAUCGAAGGCUAUCCAUUUUAGCAAACCAAGCUCUUUACCAAUUCUUAACUCCUUUACUGUAUCAUACCAUACAUUUAAUGUAAAGGAUAUUAUCGGGUUCCUAUCUUGGUCUUUAGUUAUGUAUUCAAGGGUCUUUUUUUAUACCCAUGUUUGUUUGAAUUGGGACAUUGAGUGUGGAGAGCUCCACAUCCUUCCAGCGAGCCCCGUAAUCAUCACUACACCAAUAUGUUAUCUGGCGUAUCUGUGCAGCACGAAAAUAUUCUUUUAAAUUAGGAAGCGACAUUCCUCCUUUCUCCUUAGUAAGCUGUAAAGUAGUGUAUCGUACCCUUGGCCACUUGCCUUCCCAGACAAAUCUAGAUAUAUACUUAUCCCAUUCUGAGAAUUGGGUUUGAGGUAUGCUUAUCGGAAGAGAGAGGAAUAAAUAUAACAAUCGUGGUAAGAUAUUCAUCUUUAUAACAUUUAUCCUGUCACUAAAUCCUAACGGAUAUGUAUUCCAUCUUUCCAUAUCCUGCCUUAUCCUGUUAUUUAUAUGUCCAUAGUUACUUUGAUAUAGUUUGGCAUAGUUUUUGGUUAUAUUUAUACCUAAAUAUUUAAGGGUUUUUGCCUCCCACUUUAUUUCCCAUUCCUUAAGAUUUUGAGUUGGUGUACAAUUAAACAUUAGAACUUGAGUUUUAAAUAUAUUUACUUUGUAGCCAGAAAGCGUACCAAAUUUUCUUAACAUUUCUGUAAGCUGCAUAAAAGAGUUUGUGGGGUUUUUGAGGGCUAUCAACACGUCAUCUGCAAACAGACUAAUUACAUGCUCUUGUUUAUUGAUUUCUAUUCCUGUUAUUAGGGAGUCUUGUCUAAUCAUUUGUGCCAAUGGCUCAAUAUA
Messenger RNA from Pelmatolapia mariae (spotted tilapia), 8217 nucleotides. Its product is annotated as protein mono-ADP-ribosyltransferase PARP14-like. Gene Ontology annotation, biological process: protein poly-ADP-ribosylation; negative regulation of gene expression. Bases 14 to 5398 code for a protein of 1794 amino acids. Lineage: Eukaryota; Metazoa; Chordata; Actinopteri; Cichliformes; Cichlidae. The transcript is spliced from 17 exons. The record is from RefSeq and is a predicted model, not a curated record. Gene Ontology annotation, molecular function: NAD+ poly-ADP-ribosyltransferase activity; NAD+-protein mono-ADP-ribosyltransferase activity; transcription corepressor activity. Gene Ontology annotation, cellular component: cytoplasm; nucleus.